Salvia hispanica is the source of this 1695-nucleotide messenger RNA. The record is from RefSeq and is a predicted model, not a curated record. NCBI's taxonomy places the organism in Eukaryota, Viridiplantae, Streptophyta, Magnoliopsida, Lamiales, Lamiaceae.
AUGACUCCUCAAGAGAGUAUCCGAGGAGCUUGGGAAAGGUUCAAGAGCCUUUUGAAGCGAUGUCCUAAUCAUGGUUUGAAUCCAACCCAUCAAGUCCUCGCAUUCUGCAAGGGGUGCUUGCCUGAUGCAAAGAGCGAGCUAAACCGGAGCGCGGGAGGAUCACUGAUAAAGAUUGGUGAGGCGGCAGCAAUGGAGGUGAUCGAGAGGGUUGCCUCGAAUGAUGGAACUUGGACUAACGAGAGGAGCAAGGUGCACAGAAUAGCUUCUGCCACAGAAGUCAGUCCCGACAGCAGCUUGGCGAAUCAAUUGGAGCUCAUCCAUAGAAAGCUGGAUCUCAUGGGAGUGGGAUCAUCGGUGCAAGAUAACCUAGAAGGUGUAGAAGAUGUCAACUACAUACACCAAGGGGGCAACAGAUACUAUAACAACUCCCGCCCCAAUGAAGGGGGUGGAGGUUUCAACCAUUUUGGGAAUAAGCCACACCCCAAUCUCUCCUAUGGGAACCCCAACAAUGCCUUGCAGCCACCUCCGGGGUUUACAGUGUCACAAGGAAUGAUCACUGAGCCGCAGAAGAGGGGCUUAGAGGACGUACUGAAUGCCUUCAUGACACAGUCGCAAAAGAAUAUGGAGCAUUCAAACAAGAGGCUCGAGAAGGUAGAGAAUGAUGUGCACAGCAUGGCGACACAUAUGAAGAACUUAGAGGUGCAGAUGAGUCAGAUCGCUCAGUCUGUGAGCGGCCAGCAUAAGCCGGGGCAAUUCCCAGGGCAGCCUACCAUAAAUCCCAAGGAUUGCAAGGCGAUUCACUUGAGGAGUGGGACAAGUUAUGAGGGCCCAUCUAUGCCAGAGACACCGCCCAAGCCUGUAGCUGAGCCAGAGAAAGAAGCAGAUGUUGAGGUAGAAAAGGAGGAACUUGAGACAUCAUCUCCUCCAGUCAAGCCAACAGAGGUCAAAGUGCCAUUUCCCCAAAUGCUGCAAAGGAAGAAGAAGAAUGAUCAGUUCGCUAAAUUUUGGGAGAUCUUCAAGAAGGUGCAGAUUAACAUUCCGCUGAUUGAGGCACUGCAGCAGAUGCCCGGAUAUGUCAAGUUUCUCAAGGAAGCUGUCGCCAAAAAGAAGAAGUGGGGGCAUCAUGAGACCGUCAACUUGACGGAAAACUGUAGUGCAAUUUUGCAAAUGAAGCUUCCGGCCAAGAUGCAAGAUCCGGGAAGCUUUACUAUUGAAUGCACUAUUGGAGAUCAUUUUGUGAAGAAUGCCUUAUGUGACCUUGGAGCUAGCAUUAACCUCAUGCCAUUGUCCUUGUAUAAAAAGAUGAAGAUUGGUCCGUUGAAACCCACCUCUAUCACGUUACAGAUGGCUGAUAGAUCAGUAUCCUAUCCAGUGGGGAUUGUGGAGGAUAUAUUAGUGAGGGUAAAUGAGUUCGUCUUCCCAGCUGACUUUGUGAUAUUAGAUAUGGAGGAAGACAGAAAAAUACCUCUGAUUCUAGGAAGACCUUUCCUAGCCACAGGGAAGGCCUUAAUCGAUGUUGAUAAUGGAGAGCUCACAUUUCGCUUCAAUGGUGAAAGUACAACCUUUUCCAUCUAUGAGGCCUUGAAGAGGCAUGACGUGGAACCCGGAGGAAGCUUGCAGCAUUGCAAUGUGGUGACCACGGUGGAUGAGUAUGUAUUCCUGGGGGAAGAAGGUGACACUUAUCAGAUGUGGUGA